This is a messenger RNA of Schistocerca serialis cubense, 1845 nucleotides long. Its product is annotated as WD repeat domain phosphoinositide-interacting protein 3. The transcript is spliced from 8 exons. Bases 133 to 1167 code for a protein of 344 amino acids. Gene Ontology annotation, molecular function: phosphatidylinositol-3,5-bisphosphate binding; protein binding; phosphatidylinositol-3-phosphate binding. Gene Ontology annotation, biological process: protein lipidation; protein localization to phagophore assembly site; nucleophagy. The record is from RefSeq and is a predicted model, not a curated record. NCBI's taxonomy places the organism in Eukaryota, Metazoa, Arthropoda, Insecta, Orthoptera, Acrididae. Gene Ontology annotation, cellular component: extrinsic component of membrane; phagophore assembly site membrane; cytosol.
CUUAUUGGUUGGACGCGAAUGUCAAUAAAAAUGGCUGCAGUAGAGUAGUGGUUACAGCACUACUGGGAAGGCAUGUAGAUAAAAUUAGGUUAAAUUUUCUUUAUCUUGGCACCGCACACGAUUACAAGAGACAUGAAUUUAGGAACCACCAAUCCAUACAAUAAUGGGCUCCUGUAUGCGGGUUUCAAUCAGGACCAAGGAUGCUUUGCAUGCGGAAUGGAGAAUGGUUUUCGAGUGUAUAACUGUGAUCCACUAAAAGAAAAAGAACGACAAGAUUUUUCUGAAGGUGGUCUUGGUUAUGUUGAAAUGCUGUUCCGGUGCAAUUAUUUGGCGCUUGUCGGAGGUGGACCCCGGCCGCUCUACCCUCCGAACAGAGUGAUGAUAUGGGAUGAUUUGAAGAAGUCACCUGUCAUUGCGAUGGAAUUCAAUGCACCUGUCCGAGGAGUACGUCUCAGGAGAGAUAGAAUUGUCGUUAUACUGGAAGGUGUAAUCAAAGUCUACACAUUCACAGCAAAUCCACAACAGCUACACGUGUUUGAAACUAAUCCAAAUCCUAAGGGUCUCUGUGUGCUUUGUCCCAAUAGCAAUAACUCUCUACUUGCCUUUCCUGGUCGGCAUUCAGGACAGGUCCAGUUAGUUGAUUUGGCGAACACUGAGAGAGCUCCACUGGACAUAGCAGCCCAUGAAGCACCUCUCAGUUGUAUUGCUCUCAAUCUCCAGGGCACACGUCUUGCCACAGCAUCUGAGAAGGGAACAUUAAUCCGUGUCUUCGAUACAUCUACUGGGUUGAUGAUAAAUGAACUUCGUAGAGGGGCACACACUGCUAACAUUUACUGUAUAAACUUCAACCAUGAUUCCACAUGUCUUUGUGUGGCAAGUGAUCAUGGGACAGUACAUAUAUUUGCAGUUGAAGAUCAGAAACUGAAUAAGCAGUCCAGCUUGGCGUCUGCUACAUUUUUACCAAAGUACUUCAGUUCAAGCUGGAGUUUCUGCAAAUUCCAAGUUCCAGGUGGUCCUCAAUGUAUGUGUGCAUUUGGUUCAGACAACAACUCAGUCAUAGUUGUGUGUGCAGAUGGCAGUUACUACAAGUUCCUGUUCAACAACAAGGGUGAAUGCUCUAGAGAUGUAUAUGCACAAUAUUUAGAAAUGACAGAUGAUAAAUUGUAACAUAAGUACCAUGAGCACUUCAUCAAUAUUGUGAAAAGUCAGGUGCAUUCAGACUGUGAUUGUGAAUGAGCUCAUCAGUUGUGAGUAAUAUUUCUAUGUGAUAAUGUGGCUACUUCAGCAAUCAGGUGCACUGAAUAGUUAUGUAGGUUUCCCAGUCUCUCUCUCUUUCACCUGAUGGACAAGCAAGCAUUUAUGUUCUUUAGUUCCCAAUUAUCAGAGUGUGUGUGGUUUUUAAGUGGUAUUAUUUUAUAGCCUGGAAGAAAACUGCAUUCCAUUGUGCUGCAGCUGUAGUUCUUGUGUUUGAGAGCUUGUACUGAAUGCAUUUAUGUAAAAUAUGUCAUUAGACUAUCAGUGUCUUCAUGCACAUCACCUCCAUGUACUUUUUCAAAAAAUAUUUUGAGGUUCAGACUCUCACAAUAAAUUGAUGUUGAGAGUUUACGGCAGGGAAGAAGUGACUGAAAAAGUUGAGAAUAUCAGUGAAACAUAGAGAACUGAUAUCAUUGGAAAAGUGUACAAAUGAGAACAGAAAGUGUUUAGUGUUAUUGAUGAUGGUAAUAGAGCUGUGUGAUGUGGUGGUAAGAGAUCUUCACAUAAAGAUUCAACUAUUAUCUGUGCCUUUUUCUUCUGCUCAGUAAAGCAAUUUUCAGCAGAAACAUUUGGGGGGGGGGGGGGGGGGGU